AUGCAGAAUCCGCUGAGCAACCUGGACAACGUAGUCCUCAACAAGGCAGCGAUGGCAGAGCAGGAGAUGAGGAGCUUCAAGGCGGCUGGAGGGACCUUGGUCGUCGAUACGACCGUGCCAGCGCUCGGUCGGAAUCCGAAGAUGCUGAGAAAGCUGUCGAAGCUCACUGGGGUGCACGUUGUGAUGGGAACAGGGUUCAGCGUUCAUGUGCUUCAUCCCUCUUACCUAGUGGGUGAGAGUACCGAUGAGAUUGCAAUGAAGAUGGAGCGGGACCUGGUGGGAGGGUGUGUGGAGUCUGACGAGGAAGGAGCCAUCAGAGCAGGCGUCAUAGGAGGGAUUGGUGUGUCCUCCAACUUCCAUGAUGAGGAGAGGAGGGUGCUGGUUGCCGCGGCAAGGGUGCAGGCAAGGACGGGAGCUCCUCUUUUCGUGGACCUGGAGCCGGGGUGCAAGCUUGGGAAGGAGGUGAUGGACGUUGUUGCGUCGGAGGGUGCGAGCCUGAAGCGGACGGUGCUGCUGAACAUGGCGUACUCUUGCGACGAUAGAGACUACUUACGAUCCGUCCUGGCUCGAGGCUGCAACGUGUCCAUGGACUGUAUCGGAUGUUCUGGAGCGUUCCUGCAGCACUACAACGUCAUGGCGCCAGGAGACGACCGCAUCGCGCUCUGCAUAGCCGAGAUGGUCUCCCAGGGCUAUGGCGAGCAGAUAGUCCUAUCUCACGGCUUCCAGUACAAGAUGCAGCUGGUAGGAGGAGGAGGGUUCGGACUGCAGCACAUCCCUCGCAACUUCGUUCCGAGGAUGAUGGGCAUGCGACUCGGUGCGGAGCAGAUGGAUCGGAUCUGCAGGGGGAACCUUGCCCGCAUCCUGUCCUACUACGUGAAGCCAGAGGAGUCGGAGCAGGAGGAGGAGGUGUGGGAGUGCAGCAGCUGCAAGCAGAGUUUCCCCAAGUCGAGGCAGUCUUUCAGCAAGUUCACCUUCCAGUACUGCUCGACAACUUGUCUCUCUGCGCACAGGAAAGUAACGAACAACUGGAAAGAUAUCUGA
Guillardia theta CCMP2712 is the source of this 1041-nucleotide messenger RNA. RefSeq lists its product as hypothetical. Lineage: Eukaryota; Cryptophyceae; Pyrenomonadales; Geminigeraceae. Gene Ontology annotation, biological process: catabolic process. The transcript has 6 exons. The record is from RefSeq and is a predicted model, not a curated record. Gene Ontology annotation, molecular function: zinc ion binding. Bases 1 to 1041 code for a protein of 346 amino acids.